GCCGCGGGGACGAGCGCUGCCCUCGAUCGCGUCUGCGUGCUCGCUCCCAGCCGUCGCGUGGUGGUCUUCCAUAUUGCCGCUGUGGCUCUGGAGAAUAUUGCUUGGGUUGCUUCGUUAAAUUUUAUUCUUUAAAGGGGGUGGCUUGUCUUUUCGGUUUAUAUUUUAAUUUAAUUCGACCAGUCUGCGUCUUACACUGAAGUGUAUUCGGUGUCAGUGUUGUGGAAGAGCGGGGAGAAACUACCUGUGUAGCCAGGAAGAGCACAUUUUGUCAUAAAGUGGAUGAUAAAUUUCGGGGUAAUUAACGUUGCUAAACCAGUAGCCGCUUGGGAUGAAAGGGGAAAUGGCCACUCAGGUGGAGACGGUCUUACCCAGUACUACUCUUAUGAAACGAGAGGAAUGCGAACAUGCAAGCAAAAUGAAGCCUGGGGACAGCUGUCUGGAGAUAGGGGCGAAGCAGACGGUGCUGGCAGGCGUGGAGGUAAAUGUUAAAGGGGCGAAGUCCGGCCGGGGAGGAUCCUCCGCGAGUGAGCAGACCGAAAAACGAGCCAAGGAGGAAAGUAACGUACGGGAGAAGGAAAGCCGUGGUAGCGACCUCUGUCACGCCGAAGAUGCAGACGAACGAGCCGAUGAAGGCAUAAAAUGCACCAAAAAGGAUUUGGCCGAGGCUCCCCCACCCAAGGCGAACCCCUGGACUAAGAACACGGUGACGGUGGUCAGUGUAAAUGGUCACGCAAACCAUGAACCAGUGCAACCAGCCAGGCUGGUGAAAGCAGGACCUUCUAGACCAAAGAGAGGUGGAAAGGCGGGGAACUUUGUGGAUGCUAACAGCUGGCCGACCCCCGGCGAGAUUGCAAGCAAUGACAUGCAGGCAUACAAGAAGGUCACAGAUACGAAAGAUAGAACGGAGAACGGAGACGAGGAGAGCAAAGAGAACCAAAAAUCUAAGUCUGAUGACUCUGGUGAGGAGAAGAAUGGCGACGGAGAAUCUCAGAAGAACCGCCAGAAAAAGAAAGGAAAUAAGCAGAAGUGGGUCCCUCUGAUGAUUGACAUGAACACAGCAGGUCCUGGGGAGCACUUGGCCUCCAGGAGCAACCGCCGGCAGAAGGACCCCCAAAGGAUGUCAUUCAGUCACAGGAACCAGCUGCAAGACUGGGACAGUGGGAAGGCGGAGCGGCAGGAGGAUCCAGGCGAAGUGGCCAGUGUGAGGAGCGAGGGCGCCUCCUUCCGGGGCGCUUUCCGAGGACGUGGCGGGGGCAGGGGACGCGGGAGAGCCAGGGGGAACUUUGAACAUCCACACGUCUCUAAGACCUACGAUGGCAAAGACGGAUACUGUCAAAAGCAGAAGUUCAACAGCACCGUCACCUAUUACUAUGACAACAUGAGCAGCAGUGACCUCUAUUCUGUUGACCAGGAACAUCUCAAGGAUUACGUCAAGAGACAAAUUGAGUAUUACUUCAGUGUUGAGAACCUGGAGAGGGACUUUUUCCUACGUCAGAAGAUGGACCAGAAUGGCUUCCUGCCCAUCGCUCUCAUAGCCAGCUUUCACCGUGUGCAAGCCCUGACCACUAACCUCAGGCUAAUUAUGGAGGCCUUGAAGAACAGCAAAGAGGUGGAGGUCAUAGAGCUGAAAAUCCGUCCACGAGAGGAGCCAGAGAAAUGGCCGCUACCCGGCCUCACUGUGCCAGACCACGCACAUACGGACUUCUCUCAGCUCAUCCAUUGUGCAGAAUUUGUUCCUCGCCAAGCCUCUGACAAACAGACAGAGUCUGCCCCAGGGUCUCCAAGAGCAUCCACUCCAGGGCAGUCCAGAACUGAGGAUCUCAGCAAUUUGAAGACUAUGCCCAAGGGGCUAUCUGCCAGCUUGCCUGACUUGGACUCAGACUCAUGGAUUGAGGUGAAAAAGAGGCCGCGACCUUCACCAGUAAAACCGAAGGACGUGGAAGAGGCCCGACUCCCAACUCAGCACCAGGAUGAGCCGGAGGAGUUGGACUUCAUGUUCGACGAGGAGAUGGAGCAAAUCGACGGGCGACGCAACACCUUUACCGAUUGGUCAGACGAGGAGUCGGACGGCGAGAUCGACGAUCAUGAUGUCAACAAGAUCCUGAUUGUGACUCAGACACCCCCUAACCUGCGCAAGCAUCCCGGGGGGGACCGUACUGGGAACCAUACCUCACGGUCCAAACUUACCUCUGAGCUGGCCAAGGUCAUCAAUGAUGGAUUGCACUACUAUGAGCAAGACCUGUGGAGUGACUCUUAUAUGCCUGAGUAUUCCACCAUCAAACAAGAAGUUGAGAAUUUCAAGAAAGUCCACCUGAUUAGCAGAGAGCAGUUUGACUGCUUGACUCCAGAAGCUCCUGUGGACCCCAACCAAGAAGUACCUCCUGCCCCCCCAAGACCCCAGCCAAUCCCCACAGAUGCUUUGGCAAAUAAGCUUUUCGGUGCCCCGGAACCGUCCUCGAUGGCCCGCUCUCUCCCAGCCACCGUGCCCGACUCUCCCAGCUACCGCGGUGCCCGCACACCUCGCACGCCUCGGCUUAAGGACCCCAGUCAGAUGCCCCGUUUCUACCCAGUGGUGAAGGAGGGGCGGCCCGUUGAUGCCAAGACUCCACGCAAGAGGAAGACUCGGCACAGUUCUAACCCUCCCAUGGAGUGCCACGUGGGCUGGGUGAUGGACUCCCGCGAGCACAUGUCCCACACAGCAGCAGUCAGCUCAAAUGCAAGUCCUUCAGAGGGAAUCCCAGCUACGGGAUACUAUGGCUGUUCGCCUCAAUCUCUGCCCAAAUUCCAGCACCCGUCGCAUGAGCUGCUGAAGGAGAACGGAUUCACGCAGCAUGUUUACCACAAGUACAGACGGCGCUCCCUUAAUGAGCGCAGGAGGCUGGGAGUCGGCCAGUCUCAGGAGAUGAACACUCUCUUCCGCUUCUGGUCCUUCUUCUUGCGAGACCAUUUCAACAGGAAGAUGUACGAGGAGUUUAAACAGCUGGCAGUGGAGGACGGCAAAGAGGGAUACAGGUAUGGCUUGGAGUGCCUUUUCAGAUACUACAGCUAUGGACUAGAAAGAAAAUUUAGACCAGAUAUUUUCAAGGACUUUCAGGAGGAGACAAUGAGGGAUUAUGAAGCAGGGCAGUUGUAUGGACUUGAGAAAUUCUGGGCAUUUCUCAAGUACUCUAAAGCAAAGAACCUGGCGAUUGACCCUAAACUACAGGAGUACUUAAGGAAAUUUAAACGGCUUGAGGACUUCAGAGUUGAUCCACCAAUGGAGGACGGCGGAGGAAAGAGACACCCGUCUGGAGGGGACAGCCACCGCCACCACAGCUCACGGCCCCCCAGGGCCGCCAGUCAGACCAGCCCGGUGCAGCCUCAACAGGGCCCCUCCACAGCUGACGCUGAAGCCAGAGUCCUCAUCCCAAGGGGGGCAACAUCCAACAGCAAGCCCCAGAAGUAACGGAUCCUCUUUGUUUCAGUUCUAGCAGUGAGGAGGUGCCUCUGGCAGCGGAAUUGCUGCAGAAAGAGGCAUUUACAUUGGCUUGUGAUCAAGGCUCUUCCUUUUAAAGACUAAUUGUUUUUAGACGUCAUUUUAUUGUGCACAGAAGACUGAAUGACUUCUAAAUGGACAACAGCAUCACAUUCUUUUACAAGACAUGCCAUUUAUUUUAAGAAUUAUUUUUUUUAUCCUGUUGCAUGGCUGUUUGGCACCUUUUUUAGUGCUUUUUUUGUUUUUGGUUUUUUUUUGGUUUUUUUUUUUCCGAAAAACAGAUUGUUCACCUGACUGGCUUGAAGCAGGAGUGAAUGAAUGACAUUUGCCUUACUUUGUGUGCUCUCCCCUCAGAAUGCCCGUCACUUUUGGAUGAACAUUUUGCUUGCAAUAUGCAAUAUCAGUUCUGUUCCAGUGGAAACUCUCGAAUUACCCACUUCACCCACCGUUCCCAGCUGCUCCUGUAGUACAGUCUUCCAGUCUGUUUUUUUUCUUCUACCAAUGAAUUACAGAGUGACUGGAUUUACACAUUCCACGCGAGAACUUGACGGAGACCACAAUCUACCUGAAAUCUUUGGUGCUAUUGAAUAAUCAUCUUCCAGCAACAAGAACCAAACAGCCAGACAGACAGACUGUAUCACUACUAGAUGUAGUGUGAGUGUGGUGUGUCACGUCCAGCUGUUGGCGGGUGGCAGGUCCUUGGCAGGUGUUUACAAUCCUCCCACCACAGGUUUCCUACAAAUAUACCCAGAUUCAUUGUCUCGCCAAAAGUGUGAAAAACUGUCACUUUGACAGCAUUUCCCAGAAAGAAAAAAAACAUGGUUUUGUGUUCGUCAGCCAUAACUCCCUUCCUGAUGAGAGCUGACUUAAGCUGUUCCCUUUUCUUUGAAUAUAUGAAAAUCUCUAUGAUCUUUAUGUCUAUUUUAGUCUGAUUUAUUUAAAUUACCUUUUUUGUUUUUUAUGGUCGGAGUGUAUUAACUGUCAUAAUUUUCAUUUGUAAAUGCAGAAAAUGUAAAAUCAAUCCUCUGGGAGGAUGUAACUAGGGAGGCCAAACCUGCUCUGGUUACCUGCAUCAGGUAGCGGGUCCUGACCCUAGGCCGCUCUCUGAAGGUUCGUCCCAUUCAGGGUCUUCUGUGAGAUCUCGCCUCAGCAUUGUGCUGUCACGUUCAAGGUGCUCCGGUAGUGCAUGGGAACGGAAGGACGACAUCCAUCAAGCCAUAACAAAAAGAUAAUUCUAUAAGAUCCAGUAUAUUAAUAGUUCACAACCAUUAAAUAUUUGGGAGCUAAAAACACCUGAUGGGGAAAAUAUUGAAAUGUAAAAUACUUGAGUGAUCUCUUGUAUCAUAAUGUCUGCUUUAGAGGCUGACAGUGAUUUGCUCCUAGUGUUUGUAAUUUGUAGUAAUUAUUCUUUUCCUUAAUAAAUGUAAAAUGUACCAAAAGGCAAAAA
Molecule: messenger RNA, 4922 nt
Organism: Paramormyrops kingsleyae
Lineage: Eukaryota; Metazoa; Chordata; Actinopteri; Osteoglossiformes; Mormyridae
Product: la-related protein 1-like
Biological process (GO): positive regulation of translation; mRNA stabilization
Cellular component (GO): cytoplasmic stress granule; cytosol
Molecular function (GO): RNA cap binding
Source: RefSeq, a predicted model, not a curated record